CAGCCGCAGCGGAGAAUGGAGAAACUCAUUUUCGCCUCAGCGAUGGCGACAUUCAGAAGUGAAUUUCACAGCGUGCCGAACACUUACAACCGGCGCCUGACGGCAUUGAAGAAAAAGCUGACCACGUGUUUUCAGCACUGGCUGCUCAAGCUGCAACAACACCAACGCCAACACCAGAGCCAAGCCCAGCAGCAGCACAAACACCAACGCGGCACUGGGCAGUUCUAUAAAAUAUUUGUCCGCACGGACUGCUCCAUUUUGGACGAGAAAGUUACCUAUUUGCGCAAAUUCAAAAGGAUCUUCACAGCACGCCAGACUUUGGCAAGUGCCCGGACAGCAGCAGCUCAGCUACAGCCAGCACUUGGCAGCGGCAUCAGCCAGAAAGAGAAGCAGACGCAGGUGGCAGGGGAGGAGCUGCAAAUUGUAGCGCGACUCUUCUCAUCGACCCUCAUAUCGAGCACCAUCAGCUCCGACAUGACCAUCAUGGAUAACACCUAUAUAGGGGUGCGUGACGAGUACCCCGACAUUGAUGCUGAAAUACGCGCCAUACUGCUGGCUAAUGCCCAGAAUGGUAUCACGAUAUCAAGCAUCAAAAAUGAGUAUCGAGAAUUGACGGGCACUGCAUUUCCGGUGCACGACAACAUCACAGACUUUCUGCUAACCAUUCCGCACGUCACGGCGGAGUGCUGUGAAUCCGGCACGCGCAUCUUUAACAUCAAGCCCACUGAGGAGACCCGCCAUCUUCACGAGAUGAUAUUGCAGCAGCGCCAACGUGAGAGUCGAAACAAUUACAACAACACACACUACAACAACAACAACAACAACAACCAGAUGGUGUACUCACAGGAGCCGCCACGUUUGUGGCGCUCACAAUACAAACGGCGAAUGCCAUCCCACUUCAAUGUUAAUCUCAACUCCAGCGAGAAGCCGCCAGCUGUCAAGAUGGCCAAGCUGCAGCCCCUGGCCACGGCUGCAGCAUUGGCGCCCAACGGAGUCUAUCAGGACAACUGGAAGCAUCUCAAGAAUCAGUAUCAGCUACCGCAGCCCAAUGCUCUCAAGAACAGCAAUAGCAACAGCAGCAACAUCUACUCGAACACUUUGAAUCCUGCACAGUUACAGGCAGCACCGUCGGCAGAGCACAAACAGCAACAACAACAACCACAAGUAGUUCAGCAGUUGAAACACCUGGAGGAGUACACACAUAAGAGGCGAAACGAAUUCACACCCACGCCAACAACGUUGUCAUGUCCAUCGCAACAUGACUCCAUGUUCACCAUCAACUCGGACUAUGAUGCAUAUCUAUUGGACUUUCCACUGCUGGGCGACGACUUCUUGUUGUAUCUGGCACGCAUGGAGCUGAAGUGCCGUUUCAAGAAGUACGAGAAGGUGCUGCAGUCUGGACUCUGCAUCUCUGGACAGACGAUCAAUGCGGCCAGGCAACGGCUGCGACUUGUCGAGCUGCCGGAGAUGACGCAAAUCAUCGUUAAUAUCGGCUCCGUGGAUAUAAUGCGUGGCAGGCCGCUAGUGCAGAUCGAGCACGAUUUCCGUCAGCUGGUGAAGGAGAUGCAUAGCCGUAGAUUUGUACCUGUGCUGACCACGCUCGCACCGCUGGCCAACUAUCGCCACGACAAGCAGACAUGCGACAAGGUGUUGCGCCUGAACAAGUUUAUACGCAACGAGGGGCGACACCUGAAAGUUAUUGAUAUACAUUCCUGUCUGAUCAACGAGAAUGGCGUCGUGCGAUUCGAUUGCUUCCAGAACGGGCCACGUAGUGUGACGGGCUCAGCUGAGCCACAUGUAUUCUGGAACAAAAUCGGACGGCAGCGUGUGCUUCAGAUGAUUGAAGCGAAUUUGGAGUAUUAAGGAAGAGCUAAGGAGCUGGAGAGAUGUGGUGCUGAACUAAGGAAGCCGCCGGUCUGGCACCAGGCUUAAAUUUUACAUUCAUUUCAAGUGACGGCAUUCAGAGUUGUUUUAAAAACAGAAAUGUAGUUUCGAAUGUUAGUUUUUAAUGUGUUUUAUGUUCGUUCGUUUCGUUCUGUGUUAGUCUUUGUCUUUAUUUGUAAAUCUAUGUGAUAAAUAUGUGUUAAGUGUUUAUUGUUAUAUGUGAUUCCAGAACAUCAUCAAGUUUAUAGGGCUCGAAAGCAAUAUGUUUUGUUAUGUAUCGAAUUUUUGGUAUUUUGCUUUUGCUGCUAUCCCAAAAGCUUUGCCAAAAUUUCGUUACAUAACCAAUUUGAUUUCGAGAAACAUUUGAAAAUAUACUCAAAAUUCUUUUCUCUUCACAUUUUGCAUUGUGCUCUCCGCACAGAGUUCAAUGGAAAAUGCAACUUUAAAAAAGCAUUGCAAUGUUAUUAAUGUAUCUAUCUAUUGUUUUCUAUCUGUCUAUCCGGCUGACUCUGCCCAUGCUCAUGUAUGAGAACCGGUGCUGGACAGUGCAUCAGGAUCGGGAUCUAUACAUCUGAGCCAUGUGCCUUGUCGGCGUCAUGAAAAUGCAUUUGCUUCCCUUGAAGGCUUGCAGCGAAUCAAUGCCGCGGUUGAUUUCCCAUUUAUGCCUAAGCCCAUUCAAGUGAAGCACUUGCUCAAUUUUCGUACUUUCGUCCCUAAAGUGUAAAAAAUUUCGUACACUGUACACCAAGCACACCAAUCGAAGUGCGCGCUAAUGCGGCGUGCUUUCUUUCAGUGUACGUUUGCCAGAUUGAGAACUCA
Molecule: messenger RNA, 2703 nt
Organism: Drosophila navojoa
Lineage: Eukaryota; Metazoa; Arthropoda; Insecta; Diptera; Drosophilidae
Gene: osk
Product: oskar
Source: RefSeq, a predicted model, not a curated record